Molecule: messenger RNA, 7728 nt
Organism: Menidia menidia (Atlantic silverside)
Lineage: Eukaryota; Metazoa; Chordata; Actinopteri; Atheriniformes; Atherinopsidae
Source: the annotation of a GenBank genome assembly
AGGAAUGCAUGAACAUUUCACGUGUGGAAAAAAAACGCUUAUGGAUCAGCCUCUUCUUCUCUAGUGCAUUUUUGGUAACCCGUCUUCCUUCAUUUUACGCAUGCGCAGUGCUUGUUGUUGCAAGACGGGCAAUUCAACAGCAACCGUCAGCAGGAGAACAUUUACGUUUUUUUGUGUUUGAGACAAACUCAACAAAAAGAUAAAUUACCCGAGAAGGAAUGUUGCCUUCAAAUUUGGAUACUUACAGAAGAAAAUUUGGAAGUAGAGCAAUCGAUACUAUUAAAGUGUUUUGUCACGUGUUAAGACCUGGCCAAUGGGAAAAAGCCAAGUCCAACGGAAAAGUAUUCUCUUUGUUCGGAUGUUUUGCCAACUUAAUCCUCAAAUAUGGAUCCCAAACCUCUAUGAAUCUGCUGAUAUGGACGUGGAGAUGAGGACAUAGGGAAGUACGAGUUGUGGAUACGUUUCAUCGCGGGCUUUCAGAAGUGCCACGUGUUCAGGUUUUGAACUGUACGUUAAGGCUUAUUUCAUCACAUGACUCCCCUCCCCCACCCGGCACAGGCAAUCGGGGAAGAAGGCGGACAUGUUUGAGGGAAAUGUGUUGGUUAAAAAGUGUCGAGGUGGAAGACAAGAAGAUUAUUGGAAGAAAGGUUUCGCAUUAUUUUUGGAAUUUACAACCGAAGACUUCCUUUUUUUUAACGUUGAAUUCAAUUAUGUUAGUUUUCCUUUUGUUUAGACAAUAUUAACUUUUUAAAAUGUGAAUUGUACUUUACUUAGGUUAAUUUUAUCAGCAGCAAUUGUGCCAAAAUUUCCGUUGAAUUUGAUAUUGCGUGGCCUGAGUCUUUGGUUGUAAUCGUUUAUUUGAGUGACAUUGUGGGGCACUUGUAACCUUGGUGUGGGGGAUGGGCGAAACUGGUUAGGUAACCAUGUUGUGCGGUUGUUGGAUUAGUUUAAGUUGUUUUUCUAUAGUUAAUUUUUGUAUUACCAAUUCUAGGUAUGUGCAGUAUUUGACAUUUGAUAAAUGGGUAAUAGAGUUUGUGUAAACUGUAAAAGAGCAGGUGUGGUAAAAGAAUAUUUCAGGAUCUCCUGUUAACUAUGUGUUAACUCCUUUGUCUGAAAAUCAAAUCGCAAUAGCGAUUUAGUAUUUCUUGGUUUGUGAGUCUACUUUGAAUGUAGGCUGAGGUCAGAGAGGGAAACUGCUGUGUCAUUCAGUGGACAGUCAAUGGGUACACCGUGCCAGUGUGGCGUUUUUAUUGUUUGAAUAUAGCUAAAUGUUGGCCAUCUUAAACUGUAAUAUGUUGGUUUGGUUAUAGGCAAGUUAGAUCGAACCAUAGGCCUGAACAAGUUUUUUUUAUACACACCUACCGGUUUGUGGGCCAUGGGGCCUUGUUUUCAUGGGUGUCUAAAAGUCCUUGAUUCGUACAAGUUCAGGCGGUCUUGUUUUUUAUUUAUUUUAAAGUCCUCAACUAAUGCACUAGUGCAUGUCUUGUGUCGUUUGCGGUAACCGUAUUGUGUAAAAAUCGAUUUAAACUCCCUUUAUCCGGUUGCUCAAAGAUGGCGCCUGGGCGCGUUUUCUAGAAGAAAGAAAUGCGGAUAUUCUGUAAGUGGAGCUCGUGAGGGAGAGGCUCUCUUCGGGGGGUACGCGUGACUGAGCGGAAGGACCAAUAGGCUUCUUGGUAUUUAGAAUGGAAGCCCGCGUUACAGUUGUUCUGACCAAUCCCCGUCGCUGCCUGGCACACGUUGACGUAAUAUAAUAUGAUCGAGUAUAGUAGGCUGGCUUCGUUGUUCUCAGUUUCUGUGAAGAAUUUUAUGCGGGAGCCAGUUACAGGCAGCACAUGUGUAACGUCGAGUCGGCUGGCCAAUAGUAUUGAGCAACAUCUUUGACUGACGGCAAAAAAUAUGCGUAUAGGCUGGUCUUGAGGGUUGUCCGCGGAGCCUUGCAGUUAAAUGGGUGUGGUGACUAUGACAGACGUCGCUUGCAGCGAAUACAUAGUUAGUGGGUGGAGACUUCAGACCUAGUCUAUCCAAUCACGAGAAUGGUUGGUCUAUAAAAACACGGGUGUAGUCGCUCAGUCGCCAUUUCAACGAAGUUAAGCGCUAGGACUUCGUUGUGGCGGGGAGCGGAGAACACUGACGACCGGAGACGGAUCCUGGUUUUGAAUCUUUCUUAAACAGAAUCCGGAUCCAUCCUGAUGGAUAUGGCUGUUAACUCGCCCCUUGACAGGUAUCUACUGGUAAAAUUGACUCUCAGCUUUCCAUCAAAGGGAAUAUUUAUCAGUUCUCGUAAUUAAUUUUCGUUAUAUCGGCACUGACAGCAUUGUUCGCUGUUAUACAUAUGGAAGUGAGAAAUGGACUCUGGAUAUACCACAAGAAUAAGUUCGCGUACAUAAAGCCGUGAAAAGUGUUUUAUAUGUCGAUAGACUGGAGAAUUAAUGAGUUCAAGCAAGCUGCGACUGCUGGUCGCACCGUGCCGGCGCCAUCUUCGGGGCGCCCCUGCCGUUGGCCGCUUUCCUUCGGCUCGGUAGUUGGUGUUAGCAUUUUUAGCAUUAGCCUUGAACCAACUGUUAAAGGACGAACGAGCCCGUCUUUGAGCGGUGGGACGAAAAUUAAUGCGCCUUAUGAAAUGACAGGACAACGAUGCAGGCACGUAAGAAUGCUAACAUUAUCAGUAGCAUUCUGUGUGUUUUUUAUGUAAAUAGUCCGCAGUUAAACGUUUCUGAGCCAGAAUGGACAGCGGUGCCAGAGAAGUAAACCUCCUGCCGUUAGAAGGCCGGUUUGUUGUGUUAGCCAUGUGGCGGUCAGGGAUUGUUUUGAUCACCGAUGCAACAACAUGCUACAAUCCCAGAGCUACAAAUUAAGUUGCUGUUAUCAGCUGUGACUUGUAUUCAUUAAAAUACUGUACCACAGUAAAACAUAAUAGUAAUGACAAAAUAAUCGACAUGACUUUUGAGACGGAACGUUGCUGUUGGGGUCUUGUGUUUCAGUCGUUGCCUGGUUACAGUGUCACACAGUGCGCCGCCUCGUUUAAGUUGAGGCUUUUAUGAAUGUAUCUCUUUAAGUUUUUAUUGUUCCCUAAACCUUUUUUAUUGUUGGACCACUGGAGCCUCAUAAAUUAAACUUGCCAAAUCUGUCACUUUUUUAUUUUUGAGCUAACAUUUUUGUUACUUUCUUUUUAUGUAAAUGAUUAUUUUCCUUUUUUAAUAAUAAAGUACACUAACUGUCAAAUGAGUUUCCAAAAGUUGUAUCAUUCAAGGUGACCAGAUUUUGAGAAUUGUGCUGUAAAUUUACCGUAAACCACUUGUUGGGAUUCUGUGGUGUGUCACUUAUGUAAAGUAGCUAUGCAGGUAAACAAAUGAACACAUAUCAAUAAAAACAGAAGGCAGCAGUAGAACUGUUUUCCAGCAGCUGACCCGUGUCAUUGGAUGGAUAUGGUGAGUGUGGACAGUUGAUGGUGAGAUUGGACAAAAGCACCAAAAGUAUAUUUUCCCACAAUUGCAUUAUAUUCACUAAAUUUAACACAGGUUGUUCUUAUUCCGUAAUGGGGUCGCCUGCGUUCGAUGAAUAUUUGUUAAUGUCACAAUGGUCAUGUAUGAUUUGAGUUUUUCCAGCUGCAGAUUAGCACAGCUAAAUGGUCUAAACGCAUUGUCACCCGUGUCAUUUUUCCUGUUUACAGACUGCAGAUUAAGUUGUUGACCACAAAACCUUUUCUCCACAGUAAAGUCCUUUUUAGAGCUCAGAACUAGAAGUGCGUAAGAUGGGUCAUAUAUGCUUGUAUGUAUAACAAGCCAAGUUUCUGUACAGAGUGCGUACCCUAUUAAAAAGUGAAGGACUUGGUUUUUGUUCUAUGUAGAGGCAUGCUUUCUGAUGGGAAAACUUGCAGACCAGCUGAGACUCCACCCACAAAGCUUAAGGGGAUUUUUCCACACAGGCGGGGGUGGAGUUUUAAUUCAGUGCUGUAAACUGGUGAGGGGAGGAAGUUAUUGUAAUGCUUUUUCUUCCUGGGGUGGGAGUGCUGAUUUGUCUUAAAUUAACUCCAAAAGCUGCAUGGCGGCUGGGACGUAUAGAAUGUGACUGUCGUGUGAUCGGGAUUUAGGUUGAACUGUACGCGUGUGCAUGCUCGGUGCGGUGAUUAAUGUUUUUUUAUUAACUAUGAGCAUUUAGCUGAAGUGUCUUUGCUGCAGAUUAAUUGAUUGGGAAACUCAAAUUGUGUCCAUGUUGUAUUUUACUAUAGUUAAACUGUAGUUUGACAUCUUAGUGAGAUGUAGUGCGGUUUCAGUUGCGGUGAGAAAAGAAUACACAACUCAUAAAUACAAUUUUUGAGGUGGUCGUGGCAGUUUUGGAAAGAGCACAUUGUUCAUUGGUUCUUAACUGUGUGCCCCACAGCUCUCUUUCUGGGGUUGAGGUCAGCCUGAUGGGAGUCACCAUGGACCACACAUCUGGCACAGCUGGAAAGCGCAUCAGGAAACCUUCGCUGCUGUAUGAGGACUUUGAGAGUCACGGGAUGCCCCCUCUCAAUCAGAUUGUCCCUUCGGGACCCCCCCAGCCUCUGGUGAAAGACCCCAGCCGACUGGGGAGGAUGACCAACCAGCUCCAGUUUCUACAGAAGGUGGUGCUCAAGUCUCUGUGGAGGCACCACUUUGCUUGGCCUUUCCAUGAACCUGUCGAUGCGGUUAAGCUCAGCCUGCCUGACUAUCACAAGAUCAUUAAGAAUCCCAUGGACAUGGGCAGCAUCAAGAAGAGGUUGGAGAAUAACUACUACCGCAGCGCCAGCGAGUGCAUGCAGGACUUCAACACCAUGUUCACCAAUUGCUACAUUUAUAAUAAGCCCACAGAUGACAUCGUCCUGAUGGCGCAGUCUCUGGAGAAGGCCUUCCUGCAGAAGGUGGCUCAGAUGCCCCAGGAGGAGCUGGAGCUGCCACCCCCCCCACCACGGAGCAAACAGAUCAAGCCUGGCAAAAAGGGCCGAAAUAAUGCAGUGUCGGGAGGUGUGACGACUGCUCAUCAAGUUCCAGCCGUCUCCCAGUCGGCCUACUCCCCUCCCACCCCGGAGACACCCGACUCCAUUCUCUCUACACCCCCACAGACAAUUCUGACCAAGAGCCUUACCCCCUCCCUCCCCACUGAGCAGAGCCUCCCGCCCAUCACAGGCCUGCCCCCCACACAGCCCACUGCUAAGAAAAAAGGCGUGAAGCGGAAAGCGGACACAACCACCCCGACCACAGUCGCCAUGCCCAUUAUGAGCACCAUGGGGGUCAGCGGCAUCGGCCUGGGGAUGGGCGGGGGGCACAACUCCCCGCUGACGCUCACCUCCCUGGGGAUGGAGCACAGCAGCAGCCUGGGGAUGAGCCAGGCUCUGGGCCUCAGCCCGGGCCUGGGCAUGGGCCUGGGCAUGGGCAUGGGCAGCGGGGCCAUGAUGAUGGGCACCAAGGCCACGGCGGCCAGCAGGAGGGGGGUGAGCGGGCGGCCCAUCAAGCCCCCGAAGAAGGACCUGCCGGACUCCAUCCUGCCCACGCCGGUGCGGCGCAGCAAGCUGAGCCCGCAGCUGCGCUACUGCAGCGGCGUGCUGAAGGAGCUGCUGUCCAAGAAGCACGCCGCUUACGCCUGGCCCUUCUACAAGCCCGUGGACGCCGCCACGCUCGGCCUGCACGACUACCACGACAUCAUCAAGCAGCCCAUGGACCUCAGCACCAUCAAGAGGAAGAUGGACAGCCGGGAGUAUCGCGACUCACAGCAGUUCUCCGCAGACGUCCGGCUGAUGUUCUCCAACUGCUACAAGUACAACCCCCCCGACCACGACGUGGUGGCCAUGGCCCGGAAACUGCAGGACGUCUUUGAGUUCUGCUUCGCCAAGAUGCCGGACGAGCCUCCAGCCCCACCCAGCUCCUCAUCGUCCUCCUCCUCCUCGUCUUCCUCUUCCGAGAGCGAGCUGAGCAGCGAAAGUGAGGAGAGCGAGAGCAGCCCGAGCUCCGACUCUGAGGAGGAGCGCGCCAACCGGCUGGCGGAGCUGCAGGAGCAGCUCAAAGCAGUGCACGAGCAGCUCACGGCUCUCUCGCAAGGCCCCAUCGUCAAACCCAAGAAGAAGAAAGAGAAAAAAGACAAGAAAAAGAAGAAAAAGGUGGAAAAAGAGAAGCAUCGGAGGAUAGAAGAAGAGUUGCCCUCCGUCAAACCGCCCAAAACCCCCAAAAUCGCCAAGACUCCCAAACCCAAGAGCAGCAGAGGGGUGGGCUGUCCCGUGGUGCCUGUGAAGAAGGCGCCCAGCAAGAAGAACAGCAAGAGCAAAUCCAAAAAGGCCGGCAUGACGUUCAACAUGCCGCAGACCAUGCACGACCCCAUCGUCAGCCACUUCGACUCGGACGAAGAGGAGGACACGGCGCCCAUGUCGUACGACGAGAAGCGGCAGCUCAGCCUGGACAUCAACAAGCUGCCCGGCGAGAAGCUGGGCCGCGUGGUGUACAUCAUCCAGUCCCGCGAGCCCUCGCUGCGCGACACCAACCCCGAGGAGAUCGAGAUCGACUUCGAGACGCUGAAGCCGUCCACCCUGAGGGAGCUGGAGAGAUACGUCAUGACCUGUCUGAGGAAGAAGCCCCGCAAGCCCUACGCGCUCAAACCCGCUCUGUUUGUGUCUGAAGCGGCCAGCAAGAACAGCGCGGGGAAGUCCAGGGAGGAGCUGGCUCUGGAGAAGCAGCUGGAGCUGGAGAGGAGGCUGAUGGACGUCAGCGGCCAGCUGAACUCUGGGAAGAAGCCCCCAAAGACCAAACCUGAGAAAGCGGCGUCGGAGACGCACACGCAGCCGUCCCGCCUCAGCGCCAGCAGCUCCUCCUCGGACUCCUCGUCAUCCUCCUCCUCGUCCUCCUCCUCAGACACAAGUGACUCGGACUCUGGCUGAGAGGCCGUUUCCCUGUGAGAGGGCGCGUGAGCCCCGGUCCCUCCCCCCCCCCCAGAGUGGGCCGGACCGUUGCAGAGCUACUGACAAUGGAGCUGCAGAGCCAACCGGACGAGCAGAGCCAGCACUACUGGUCCGACUCGCCUCGCCGGAGCCGGAAAGAGAGAUGGAGCUGUCCCCGAGCUGGGCUCGUUGGUCCAGUCCAGGACGAAGCUGGAUGAGAGGGGGAGGCGGUCCUGGUGGGGCCGGGGGAGCUCCAUCUCCUGCUAACAAAGACCGAUGCAUAUGUUGGAGGGAUAAGGGUGCUACUGCCAGAAUCGCUCUCAUUUCUGGAGAUUUUUCCCUUCUUUACAUGCUCUCUGUCUUUAUGCUGUAUAGAUAAGAUGUACAGUUACAUAAAUAUCUAUUUUUCUUUUAUAAAGAAGCAUUUUAUGGAGCUAAUUUAUUCCCUCUUUCUGGGGAACCUGAGCUGGUGUGGGCAGAGUUGUUAGUUUUUCUGUGUUUUUUUUCUUUUUUUUUUUUCUGGUGUGAUCAAGAAAGUGUCUGUGUGUGUGUGAAUGUGUGUCUGCAUGUGUGAGUGUGACCUCCCUGUGCGUUCCCUCAUAGUUUGACGCGGCGCUGAUCUCUGCACGCAGAAGCACCUUGGUUAGAAAACAAACCGCAUGCAAUUCUCCCCGAGUCUGUACAGAAACCUGUUUCUACCCAGACAUUUCUGUCCCCACAUUUGUUUUUUUUGCCAUCCAGCUUUUCUAUAAAUGUCUUUUUUUUUCUUUUCUUUUUUUUUUACAUGUGACCAAUCUGCAGAUUAAAUUGUGAGGACGCGUCUUGUCCGCUCACCUGUGCCCAAA